Molecule: messenger RNA, 1575 nt
Organism: Moesziomyces antarcticus
Lineage: Eukaryota; Fungi; Basidiomycota; Ustilaginomycetes; Ustilaginales; Ustilaginaceae
Exons: 1
Coding region: 1-1575 (524 amino acids)
Source: RefSeq, a predicted model, not a curated record
AUGGCUCCAAAGUCCAUCGCACCGCCCCCCCCCCUCCCCCCUCACUCCGUCUCCAGAUCCCUCUCCUCUCUUUCCGCUUUCGGCCUUCCUCCUAGUUCUUCGGCCUCGCUCUCCUCUCUCUUCUCGGCCAUGUCUUGCUCUCCCGGUCGCCAGCGUCCCCCUGCCACCUUAGAGGAAGGAAGUGUGUCGAAGACAAUCGUAACGAAGGAUGGUGAGGUUGUUGUUACGGUUUCGGCUUGCAACGCCAACAUCUUCAACGAAAACCACAUCUAUUGCGAUACCUACGGCUACGCUCAAGUUCGCUCGAAAUCCUCAUCUCAAGAUUUCGUUAUCAAGUCGCUUCACAGGCUCGUCUUUCCUCACCCGGUUCCAAAAGGCAAGUCCGCUUCAUUACUUCCCCACCCCCCGCCCCCCCCCCCCCCCCCUCCGGCGCCGGGGCUCUAUACCGUCCAGCUUACCGAUUUCUUUGUCUUUUUAUCUACUACUUCAGGCUUUGUCGUCGAUCAUAUUGACCAGAACCGUUUGAACAAUGUUCUGUCAAAUCUUCGUCUUCUCAGUGCAAGUGAUAACGCCCUCAAUGUCACUCGCAAAAAAAGGUCUAAUGCAGGAUUCACUGGCGUCACGAAGAACUCCACCGGCUCUGGUUACACUGCCCGUCUUCGGGGUAAGUCGCUGGGAACGUUUCCGACUGCUCAAGCGGCUAAGGCGGCGAGGAUCCAGAAGCUGCGGGAGGAGGGUAAGGACGAUCUUGCCGAUCUGGAAACCGAACCGGAACUCACUGCGACCGACGUUAAGUUCCUCAAGGAGCACAAGGGCAAGAAGAAGAGGACUUCGCCUGGCACGGGCCAGGUCGCCAAAGUCAACUCUGGAUUCAUGGCGCUGCUGCGUGGCCGAUACCUGGGGUUUAGCAAGACGAAACAGGGUGCCGAGGAAAUUUUGCGACAAGGUGUUCAGAAGGAAGCGGAGGAGGAAGCACGCCAGGCUCAACUCGUUGUGAUACCUCGAACUACUGAGGGCCAUGCAUAUUUGUUGGCGACUUGUGGCGCACAGGUCCUUGUGGACGACGACAUCUACAUGAAGUAUCGAAGGAGGGUGGUUUCACUCCAAAGGGGCUAUCCAAUCGUAGCCAACAAGCCACUGCACUCACUAGUUGUUCAACUUAGAGCCGGAGAAGAUUGCAUCGAUCACAUCAACCACAACAAGCUGGACAACCGCCGCGCGAAUCUUCGAGGAACGACUUACGCAAUCAAUGCUCGAAACAAGAAAGCGAGGUCCAAGACAGGCUACCUUGGCAUCCUCCGUCUGCCGUCCGGUAACUACCAGGCGCGAGUCUGGAACACGAAAGUGACGCCUCAUGUCGAAGUUGCUCAAGUCUUCUGCGAUCUCGAGAAAGCGGUUCGUUGGCGUCAAAAGACGUGGUACCGAAUCUACCCUGAAGACCGACCCGGAUACGACUCCGGCAAAGAGGCAACCCUGGACACUGGCGAGGACUUCACGUCGGUGUCGGACGAUUCAAUCGCGAUCUCUGGCGAUUCCACUGUGAUUAUUUCAGAUUGCGACGAAAGUGAAGACUGA